CAGAGGCUCGUGGUCGUUCGCGGGAAACGUCCGGGACCUGAACCGAGCCGACCCAGUCGAACCAGCAGAACCCGGACCCGGAACCGGUACCGGUACCAGUACCAGUACCAGAACCCGGACCAGAACCAGAACCCGGUACCGGACCUGUAACCAGAACCGGAACCAGAACCAGGACCAGGACCAUGGCGGAGCGGCCGGAGGACCUGAACCUUCCGAACGCAGUGAUUAGUAGAAUCAUCAAGGAGGCGCUGCCAGACGGGGUGAAUGUUUCUAAGGAAGCCCGCAGAGCCAUCUCUCAGGCCGCCAGCGUGUUCGUGCUGUACGCUACUUCCUGCGCCAACAACUUUGCCAUGAAGGCCAAGAGGAAGACGCUGAACGCGGGAGACGUGUUGGCGGCCAUGGAGGAGAUGGAGUUUGAGAGGUUCCUGCAGCCGCUGAGGGACGCCCUGGAAGUUUACAAGAAGGGCCAGAAGGGGAAGAAGGAAGUGUCGGAGCAGAAACGGAGAGACAGAGAGAAGAAGAGCGACGCUGACGACAACAAGAGCCGGGAGGAAGAGGAGGAGGAGGAGGAAGAGGAGGAAGAGGAGGAGCAACGUAUGGAGGAGGAGCCUGAGGCGGUGGCGGAGGAAGAGGAGGUGGAGAACUGAGGGAGGAAGAGGAGGAAGAGGAGGAGGAGAACUGAGGGAGGAAGAGGGGGAAGACCUGUGACUGACCUCCGCCAGGUCCUGGACCCCCCGGUCUCUCCUGGUCGUCCGUCCUCAACCGUCUCCAUGAAGCUCUGCGUUUGUUUCUGCGUUUGUUUCUGCGUUUGUUUCUGCGUUUGUUUCUACGUUUGUUUCUGCGUUUGUUUCUGCGUUUGUUUCUACGUUUGUUUCUGCGUUUGUUUCUACGAUUGUUUCUGCGUUUGUUUCUGCGUUUGUUUCUACGUUUGUUUCUGCGUUUGUUUCUGCGUUUGUUUCUGCGUUUGUUUCUGCGUUUGUUUCUGCGUUUGUUUCUGCGUUUGUUUCUGCGUUUGUUUCUGCGUUUGUUUCUACGUUUGUUUCUACGUUUGUUUGUGCGUUUGUUUGUGCGUUUGUUUCUGCGUUUGUUUCUACGUUUGUUUCUGCGUUUGUUUCUACGUUUGUUUCUACGUUUGUUUCUACGUUUGUUUCUGCGUUUGUUUCUGCGUUUGUUUCUGCGUUUGUUUCUGCGUUUGUUUCUACGUUUGUUUCUGCGUUUGUUUCUGCGUUUGUUUCUGCGUUUGUUUCUGCGUUUGUUUCUGCGUUUGUUUCUGCGUUUGUUUCUGCGUUUGUUUCUGCGUUUGUUUCUGCGUUUGUUUCUGCGUUUGUUUCUGCGUUUGUUUCUGCGUUUGUUUCUGCGUUUGUUUCUGCGUUUGUUUCUGCGUUUGUUUCUGCGUUUGUUUCUACGUUUGUUUCUGCGUUUGUUUCUACGUUUGUUUCUGCGUUUGUUUCUGCGUUUGUUUCUGCGUUUGUUUCUGCGUUUGUUUCUCAGUCAAAGAAGCUUCAGGAAACGUCAGAAAGCGUUUGUUCUUCAUCUGCCGCCUCGUUUGUACUUUUGUAACUUGUUUAUGAAACUUUAAUAAAUGUUUUGCAGAAA
Cololabis saira (Pacific saury) is the source of this 1596-nucleotide messenger RNA. RefSeq names its product polymerase (DNA directed), epsilon 3 (p17 subunit) (gene pole3). Gene Ontology annotation, molecular function: protein heterodimerization activity; chromatin DNA binding. NCBI's taxonomy places the organism in Eukaryota, Metazoa, Chordata, Actinopteri, Beloniformes, Belonidae. The record is from RefSeq and is a predicted model, not a curated record. The transcript is spliced from 5 exons. Gene Ontology annotation, biological process: heterochromatin formation; leading strand elongation; DNA damage response. The coding region runs from base 183 to 647 and encodes 154 amino acids. Gene Ontology annotation, cellular component: CHRAC; epsilon DNA polymerase complex.